Aphanomyces astaci is the source of this 2653-nucleotide messenger RNA. RefSeq lists its product as hypothetical. The record is from RefSeq and is a predicted model, not a curated record. NCBI's taxonomy places the organism in Eukaryota, Oomycota, Saprolegniomycetes, Saprolegniales, Verrucalvaceae. The transcript is spliced from 5 exons. Gene Ontology annotation, cellular component: cytoplasm; nucleus. Bases 38 to 2575 code for a protein of 845 amino acids.
AUUUGAUUCGAGCAUCGAUCUCGUACCGCGCAUAUCCAUGGACACCGACCAGUCUCGCGUCAUCCGUCUUCCUCCUUACCAGUACCUGCAUGUGCUGGAUACGAAUAUCAACGUCACUCGCGUGCUCUCUGGACCGCAGACGUACACCCGUCAAGACCACGAGAAGAUCGUUGCGGGGCCAAACCCGAUGCUCAUCGUGCCGCCUCAAAGCUUUGUGGUCGUGGCCAACCCCGUGUUGAAAGAUGCUUCCGGCCACGUGGUGGUGGACCAGUACGGCCAAGCCAAGCUCCGCCACGGCGAGCGCGAGAUUCGUAUCGCGACGGCGUACCCGGACCCAUUCCCGUUGUACUUUGGCGAAGUCCAAGUGGGGUCCGUGGACAAACUGACCGUGUUGGACGCGAAUUCAGCGCUGCGACUUCGCGCCAACCGCGAUUUUGACGCGCACGUAGCUGGAGACGAGUGGCAGUUUGUCGGCCCCGCCACGUACAUUCCUCGGGUGGAAGAGGACGUGAUCGGGUCGAUCUCAGCGACCGUCGUCAAGACGAACGAAGCGCUCAAGCUCCGCGCCGACAAGAAGUGCGUCGACUGCUUUGGGUUGCCUCGGGAAGCGGGCGAGGAGUGGCUCGUGCGCAGCCCUGGCAUGUACCUCCCCCGCGUGGACGAGCGCAUCGUGGGCAUCGUGCACGCCACAAUUCUAACCGACAAGACGUCGCUGUUUCUGCGAGCGCUGCGGACGUUCAAGGACGUGUACAACGUCCAGCGCAAGGCGGGCGAGGAGUGGCUCGUCACUUCCAAGAUGGCAGAAACACAUGUCCAGGACGUGCACGAAGCCAUCGUCGGCCCCGUACAGAUCACGACGCUGACCAAUCGCCAGUACUGCGUGGUCAUUGACCCCGUCGUGAACGGCGUGCAUAUGCUCGGGACGCGGGAGCUGCGCAAGGGUGAAACCAGCUUCUUCCUCCAGCCCGGCGAGAGCUUAGAGGGCGAACGGGGCAUUCAAAACGUGUGCUUGCUGGCACACGACGAAGCUGUGCUCGUACAAGCGAAUGAGCGAUUUGUGGAUGAAACCACCGCCGACGUCCGGGAAGCAGGGGUCAAAUGGAUGGUCUACGGGCCGUGUGAGUACAUCCCGCCCAUUUCUGUCAAAGUGCUCGAGAUCCGCCAAGCGAUUCCCCUCGACAAGAACGAAGGCAUUUACGUCCGCGAUACCAAGAGCGGCAACGUCCGCGCGGUCACUGGCGCCACGUACAUGCUCCAGCCGACGGAAGAAUUGUGGGCCAAACACAUGGGCGACGAGAUCGAAGAGCUGCUUCAGAUGGAUUCGUAUGUGGACGACACGGCGCCCUUGUCAGCGGCUGCCACGUCACGAGACCCCACGCGAGUGGUGACGUUUGAAGUGCCGCACAAUACAGCCAUUCAGGUGUACGAUUACUCGUCGACCAUGUCCCGCAUCAUGUUUGGGCCGACUCUGGUGAUGCUCAACCCCGAAGAACAAUUUACAGUCAUCAAACUGUCGGGCAAUGUGCCCAAAACCCCCAAAGCCAUCAAAACGUUGUGUCUCCAGCUUGGCCCUGAUUUUAUGCGUGACCAGAUCACCGUGGAAACCUCCGACCACGCCCGACUACGUCUCACAAUUGCGUAUAAUUGGCACUUUGACGUGGGAAAUCGCGAUCAAGCGACGGCGGCGCGCAUUUUUUCUGUGCGCGACUUUGUGGGCGACGCUUGUAAAACGCUGGCCAGUCGGAUUCGCGGCGCCGUGGCUGUGGAAACGUUUGAUCAUUUUCAUAAACACAGUGCCCAAAUCAUCCGGACAUCGAUCUUUGGGUUGGACGACGCAGCGAGUGGGAAAUUAAAAGCCCAGCUGGUAUUUCCUGCGAACAACUUGUGCAUUACGAACGUGGACAUUCAGAGCGCCGAGCCCGUGGACGUGCAAACGCGCGACAGUUUGCAAAAGUCGGUUCAGUUGGCGAUUGAAAUCACGACCAAGUCCCAGGAAGCCAAAGCCAAGGCGAUUGCAAUGAAGGAAGACGAGGAGGCUAAGGGACUGUUGGUGACCCAGCAGCUGGAGAACCAGACGAACGCAGAGAAGGCGCGUAAGCAGCUCGUGGAGCUCAGCGCCCAGUGCGCCGCCGUGGAGGCGGAGGGUGUAGCCGUAGCCCAAGCCAAAGCCAAAGCUCUAGCCGCGGAAAUCGACGCCGAGGCCGCCGUGUCGCAGACUAAAUUACGCAUGCAAGCGCAGCAGAUGGAGCACGAUAGCAACAUGUUACGUCGAAAGCAAGAAUAUGAGCUGGAGGUGGCACAUGCCAAGCAAAUGGCCGAGCUCGAGGUGGCCAAGAAGAAGCAACUGAUGAGUAUAGAAGCCGACAAGUUCAAGUGUAUGAUGGAUGCAAUUGGGCGGGAUACGAUGGUGGCCAUGGCAAGAGUGGGUCCGGACGCCCAAGUCAAAUUGCUAAGUGCACUGGGACUCCAGGGAUAUUUGAUCACGGACGGAAAGAGCCCCGUGAAUUUACUCACCACGGCCCAAGAUAUGAUCAAAAACAUCACUACCACCACCGCCACUGCGACCAACGAGUAGAAGUAGUACUAUACCAACCGAUUUGACCCAGAAUGAUUAUAAAUAGAAUCAAACAGUGUCUUUUGUACUGUACUGGAA